AUGGCAACUAGCAAUGACUGUCAACACCAAGUUUCAUCAGAAUUCAAACAGACUCAUCAGAUUGAAUCAAAGAGGCCAUCUUCAGAGCUUAACAGUUAUCAAAAAGACUCACAGAGCUCAUCUUCAAAGGCAAAGCAACCCAAAGAAGAAGAAGAAGCUAAUGGUUCUUCAUCACCCAUUAGGACUGAGACAUUGGUGGAGGAAAGUGGAAGAGAGAGACUGAAGAGACAUCGGGUUGAGGUGGCUGGUCGGGUUUGGAUCCCUGAGAUGUGGGGCCAAGAGGAGCUGUUGAAGGAUUGGAUAGACUGCACUGUCUUUGAUGCUUCACUAGGGAAUAACAACUUAGUGUCAGCUCGUGCAGCUUUGGUUGCAGAGGGAAGAAAUUCUGGGAGAUUGAGAAUAGUGAACAGGUGUUGA
Ilex paraguariensis (yerba mate) is the source of this 417-nucleotide messenger RNA. The record is from the annotation of a GenBank genome assembly. NCBI's taxonomy places the organism in Eukaryota, Viridiplantae, Streptophyta, Magnoliopsida, Aquifoliales, Aquifoliaceae.